AUGGCCAAAACCGCGGCCACCACACAACGCACACGGAGCAAGCGAACCCUCAUCCAUCCACGAGGCGGCACAAAACUUCCUGCCAUCCCGCCAUCAAUGGGACACGGAGCCCAAAUCGGCGCAGUCACACGCGGUGCAUCACACCCGCAGGAAAAUAGUCUCGGGGUCCGCGCCCCUCUCUCCCCUCCUCAUGGCCACGGAAGAAGACAACAGCCGCCACACGCAACUGCCAGCAUGCACUACAAAAGGUGCAUCCAAAUCCACUGCAAUGUGCAUCUUGUGUGUGUGUGGUUGUGUGUGCCUGCAGCAACACAAAGCAAAGAAGUGGAAAAGAGGGAGCAGAGUAUGCGGAGGGACGCACAAAAAUGUACAGCGGGGAUGCAUAACGGAAACAACAACAAGAAGACCGCUCAAACUCAUGACUGCACUGCAGCCCAUGCAGCGGCAAUUCACACAAUAUUUACUGAAAACAAAAAACGUCCCCUUCGUCUUAUGUAA
Trypanosoma cruzi is the source of this 498-nucleotide messenger RNA. RefSeq lists its product as uncharacterized. The record is from RefSeq and is a predicted model, not a curated record. NCBI's taxonomy places the organism in Eukaryota, Euglenozoa, Kinetoplastea, Trypanosomatida, Trypanosomatidae. The transcript has a single exon. Bases 1 to 498 code for a protein of 165 amino acids.